AUGGCUUCAACCAAGAUUGCAAUUGUUGGCGCUGGGCCGGUAGGCUGUAUGCUGGCUCGAAUCCUUCACGUCACUGCACCUUCCAUCUCAUUGACCAUUUAUGAAUCCGAAAGCUCGCCAAACUUCCGAUCUCAGGGCGGCUCACUCGAUCUUCAUCCAGAAACUGGCCUUGCCGCCAUCAAGGAUGCGCGUCUAGAAGAAGAAUUCAACAAGUAUGCCCGCCAUGACGGAGACUACUAUCUAUUCUGCAACGAGAACCUCAAGACCCUCUUCACCUUCGGCCCGAACAAAAAGGGCAACGAGCGCCCAGAGAUAGAUCGUUCAGACCUUCGAUCCAUGCUUGCCGCUUCUUUGCCCGAGGGCAUGAUUAGAUGGGGAUGCCAUGUGAGCCGCGUUGAAUCUGAUGGUCAAUACCAGAGACUGGUAUUCAGAGAUGGCAGCGCAGCCGCGGGAUUUGACCUCAUUGUUGGCGCUGAAGGUGCUUGGAGCAAAGUUCGACAGUUCGUCACGGAUGUCCGUCCAUAUUAUGCUGGAGUCUCUUACCAAUCCCUCACCAUCCCCGACCCCAAGACGAACGUGCCAAACCUCGACAAACUCGUCAAUAGCGGUAACGUUUUUGCUUCGGCAGCGCACCAAAGGCUCUCGGUCCAGCAGAUGGGUGACGGUAGCUUUCGCAUUGCCUACGUCGCGGUGCGGCCCGAGAGCUGGCAAGAUCCGGACUCAAAGGAUUGGUGUGGCUACAAUGUACACGAUCUCGAGGCAGUCCGGCAAGCCAUACUCCAGGAGAUUGCACAUUGGGAUCCCCGACUCAAGGAGGCGGUCCAUUAUGCCCGAGACCGAGUCGAAGCCAGGAGUCUAUACAUGCUGCCCCCAGACUUCAAAUGGGAACACAAAGCCGGCGUGACCCUGAUUGGCGACGCGGCUCACGUCAUGACGCCUUUUGCCGGAGAAGGAGUCAAUGUUGGUUUCGACGACGCGAGAUGCCUAGCUGCCGCGAUUCGAAAGAGUCUAGAAACGGGCUCUUCGCUAGAUACCGAGGUGAAGGAGGCAGAAGAGGCGAUGUUUCCUCGCAUGAACAAAUUUCAGCAACUCACUGAGACCUUAUUAAAGUUGCAAUUCUUCAGCGAUGAUGUACAAAACGUAAUGCCAAAGGUCCUCAUGGCCCACGCAUCGAUGGAUACACCCUCGUUUGCACACCCUCUCUUAUCGGUUGCUAUUCAGGGCUGGUGGAAGGCAAAGACUCUGAAAGAGAGUAUUUUUGGUUAG
Molecule: messenger RNA, 1266 nt
Organism: Pestalotiopsis fici W106-1
Lineage: Eukaryota; Fungi; Ascomycota; Sordariomycetes; Amphisphaeriales; Sporocadaceae
Exons: 1
Coding region: 1-1266 (421 amino acids)
Molecular function (GO): FAD binding
Source: RefSeq, a predicted model, not a curated record